AACGAGCCUCACCGAGCAUGGCAUGUCCGAUUAAGCGUUAAGCUCUCCCUGCUAAAAGUGAGAGGCUACAUCAAGUGAUCAACGAGCCUGAGGGUACGGCACAUGCCUGGGAAGAGUUCGGUCUGACUCCGUAGCUUCCCCCAGGCAACACGAACGCAGCAACUUAUCUUUCUGCCUCAGCAAUGGCAGAAGCUGUUAUAAGACACUGGGUGGAAACUCCUGUACGCUAUCAAGAGCAGUUUGCUGCCCAGGAGCUGGAAGCACACAAACUGGAUCACUCUCUGUAUGCUUUGCCGGGCCCUUCUACAGCAGCACUGAGCAACAGAAGGCGAAUGGUGGAAAGUACAACUGGGGCUGAGAGCAGUGGCCAGGAGCAGGGAAACACAGGCUUUCAGGUCUUGCUGGAUGUCGUGCAGUUCCGCCCUGAAGAUAUCAUCAUUCAGACUUUUGAAGGCUGGCUCCUGAUCAAAGCUCAGCAUGGACCCAGGAUGGAUGAACAUGGUUUCAUAUCGAGAAGCUUUACCAGACAGUACAAAUUGCCUGACGGAGUGGAGAACAAAGAUUUGUCUGCGCUCUUCUGCCAUGAUGGCAUUUUGGUUGUUGAAAUGAAGAACCCGGUGGGGAUGAAUUUUGAACCUUGUCCAUAGUUUAUUGUGCUUUUGUCUGACCCUGAUGCCAGUGAGUAGCCCUGUUCUGCUGACGAAGCAUGUC
This is a messenger RNA of Oxyura jamaicensis (ruddy duck), 711 nucleotides long. It is a transcript of the gene HSPB3, whose product is annotated as heat shock protein family B (small) member 3. The transcript has 2 exons. The record is from RefSeq and is a predicted model, not a curated record. Gene Ontology annotation, cellular component: cytoplasm; nuclear speck. Lineage: Eukaryota; Metazoa; Chordata; Aves; Anseriformes; Anatidae. Bases 183 to 647 code for a protein of 154 amino acids.